AUGGUUAAUAGAAACCAAAAUGUUGAUGAUGUCAUACAGCAAAUUCGACAUGAUGAUAUGGCAGCAGAUAACAAUCUAGCAGCUAUGAUCGAGAGGAUUAUGACACGAAAUGGGGUGAAUUUUGGCCUUCGAAGGCCAAAUUAUACAUCACCUUUGUCAGAAUAUAUCCUACAGACAGAUACACCCCUUAGAACGAAAAUUCCCAAAUUUACUAAGUUUUCUGGGGAUACCACUGAAUCCACCAUUGAGCAUGUGGCUAGGUAUAUAAUAGAGGCAGAAGACAUUUCAAACAACGAAAACCUUAAGGUAAAGUACUUUCCAAGUUCUCUCACGAAGAAUUCCUUCACGUGGUUUACCAUCUUGCCACAAAAUUCGAUCCAUACUUGGAAUCAGUUGGAGAGAAUGUUCCAUGAGCAUUUUUACAUGGGGCAAACGAAGAUAAGUCUGAAGGAACUGGCCAAUAUUAAACAAAAAUUUACUGAGCCAAUUGAUGAUUAUCUAAAUAGAUUUCGAUUGCUCAAAGCUAGGUGUUUUACACAGGUACCAGAGCAUGAGUUGGUCGAAAUGGUCGUUGGGGGACUUGACUAUUCUAUCAGGAAAAAGUUAGACACCCAGUAUUUGAGAGAUAUGGCCCAACUAGCCAAUAGGGUUCGACAGUUAGAACGCUCGAAGGAAGAAAAGGCUAGAGCAAAUAAGAGUAAAAGAGUGGCCUACGUUGAAUUCAGUAAUGAUGAUGAAGGGUUCAAUAAUGAGCCUUUCGAUUUCGAAGAAAAUGAGAUCGACCUUGUUGAGUUGAAACAAGGGUCACCUUACUCUUGUAAGGUCCUGGCCCCGUCGAAUGGGAAAAACCCUAUCGAACCAGAAAAGAAUGAUAAAUUUCCUAAGAAAACUUACACAUUCGACGUUACAAAAUGUGACGAAAUCUUCAAGUUGUUAGUUAAGGAUGGCCAAGUGAUAAUGCCUCUUGGUGCUAAAAUGCCUCCUUUGGAACAAAGAAAGAAAAUAGGGUUUUGUAAGUACCAUAAUUUUCUGGGUCAUAAAACGUCUCAAUGUUUUAUUUUCAUAGAUCUUGUUCAGAAUGCUAUCCAGGAAGGAAGACUCAAGUUCGGGGACAAACCCAGGAGCCAAAUGAAGAUUGACUCCAAUCCACUGCAAAUGGCUGAUGCUCACUACACGGAGCCAGAUAAAGUCAAUAUGGUCGAAGUUACUGAAGGCUUCGUCAAUAAAGUUGUCAUGGUUAGGGUCUUUGAGAACCUCGACCAGGAAUUCCUUAAAAACUUUGUUCAGGAAGCCGCUGAAAGCUUCACCAGUGAAACCACUGAUGGUUUCGACACCAGAGUCAGGGAGGAUUCCAAUUUGAUGAUAGUAACCAAAGAAACUGAUGAUAGUUUCAAACAAAUUGAUAAGUCUACUGAGGUCCUUCAAGUGAAAUUCUAG
Lathyrus oleraceus (garden pea) is the source of this 1437-nucleotide messenger RNA. RefSeq lists its product as uncharacterized. The record is from RefSeq and is a predicted model, not a curated record. The transcript has a single exon. Lineage: Eukaryota; Viridiplantae; Streptophyta; Magnoliopsida; Fabales; Fabaceae. Bases 1 to 1437 code for a protein of 478 amino acids.